AUGUCGAAGCGCGAGGCACACAUCCAGCCUCGGAUGGUGAAGAAGGGCCCCUUCUCCGUCGAGGCACCCGGCUACGAACCAGUCCAGGGCGAGACCAUUCCCCGCCGACACCCAGCAGCCAAAGACGGCCUCAUCCUUCGCCCAGCAGAGGAUGUUUCCACCACAUACGAGAACUUCCGCCGCUCCGCUCGGGUAUUCGGUAACGCCAAAGCGGUCGCCAGUCGCAAACUGAUCAAGACCCAUGUCGAGAAUAAGAAGGUUAAGAAGAUGGUCGAUGGUGUGGAGCAGGAGGUCGAGAAGCAGUGGACAUACUUUGAGUUGAGCGGAUACACAUACAAGUCUUUCUUAGAGUAUGAGCAGCUGUGUCUGCAGCUCGGCGCUGGUCUGCGCAAGCUCGGUCUCGAGAAGGAUAACCGUAUUCACCUGUACGGCGCCACAAGCGCACACUGGCUGGCCAUGUCGCACGGUGCUGCAUCGCAGUCCAUUACAAUUGUCACUGCCUACGAUACUCUGGGUGAGGAGGGUCUGAAGCACUCUCUGAAGCAAACUGCUAGUGAUGCUAUCUUCCUGGACCCUGCUCUGAUCAAAUCGCUCCUUAAAGUUCUGGGAGACAUCCCUUCGAUCAAGCGCAUUAUCUAUAACACCGAUAACGAGGUUAAGCAGGAGGAUUUGGACAAGCUGAAGAGCGAUUUCAGCCACAUCGAGGUGUUGAGCAUUGAGGACCUUCGCAAGUCUGGCGAGGAGAACCCUGUGGACCCUGUGCCACCUACCCCCGAGGACCUUUGCUGUAUUAUGUACACGUCUGGCUCAACGGGCGCACCAAAGGGUGUCUCUUUGACUCACGCCAACGUUAUUGCCGCCACCGCCGGUGUUAACCAGGUCGUCGGGCCUUACAUCGACACCAGCGAUUCUCUUCUUACAUACCUUCCUCAGGCUCACAUUCUGGAGUUCAUGUUUGAGAACCUUUGCUUGUACUGGGGUGGUACCAUGGGAUACGGUAACCCUAAGACACUAUCCGAUGUCUCUGUGCGCAACUGCAAGGGUGAUAUUCGCGAAUUCAAGCCUACUAUUCUAGUCGGUGUUCCAGCUGUCUGGGAGACUGUUAAGAAGGGUGUUCUCAACAACCUCGGCAAGACCAGCUUCAUCAUCAAGGGUAUGUUCUGGGGUGCUAUGGCUGCCAAGACCUUCCUCUUGAACAACGGUGUCCCCGGCGCAAACUUCGGUGCUGGAAUCCUUGACGCGGUUGUCUUCAAGAAGCUCAAGGAGGCCACCGGUGGUCGUCUCCGUAUCCUGAUGAACGGUGGUGGUCCCAUCUCCAAGGAAACCCAGAAGUUCCUCUCUAUGGCCAUUGCCCCCAUGAUUGGUGGUUACGGUUUGACCGAGACCGCUGCUAUGGGUGCUCUGAACGACCCUAUGGCAUGGAACCCCGAGGCUUUAGGUGACAUUCCCGCCUCAAUUGAGGUCAAGCUCGUCGACUUCCCCGAUGCCGGCUACUUCACCAAGAACACUCCUCCCCAGGGAGAAAUCUUCAUCCGCGGUGGCAGUGUGACAUCCGGCUAUUUCGACAACGAGGAGGAGACCAAGGCUGCAUUGACCGAGGACGGCUGGUUUAUGACUGGUGACAUUGGUGAAUUCGACUCCCACGGCCACCUGAGCAUCAUCGACCGUAAGAAGAACCUGGUCAAGACUCAGAACGGCGAGUACAUUGCACUGGAGAAGCUCGAGUCGGUCUACCGCUCAUGUCCCGUUGUUGGUAACAUUUGCGUCUACGCUGCUGAAGAUCAGGACAAGCCAAUUGCUAUCAUUGUCCCCGUUGAAGUUGCUCUGAAGAAGAUUGCCAGCGAGAACGGAGUUAAUGGUGACACCCUUGAGACCCUUGUGCACGAUGAGAAGAUCCAACGUCUUGUUCUUCAACAACUCCAGAGUUCUGGCCGUGCUGGAGGUCUGAAGGGUAUUGAGAUUGUCAGUGGUGUUGUUUUGUCUGAUGAGGAGUGGACCCCUCAAAACGGUUUCAUGACUGCCGCCCAGAAGUUGCAGCGCAAGAAGAUCGUUGACCAGUACAAGUCUCAGGUUGACAAGGCGUACGGCAAGAAAUAA
Messenger RNA from Penicillium angulare, 2097 nucleotides. RefSeq names its product long-chain fatty acid-CoA ligase FAA1 (gene faa4). The coding region runs from base 1 to 2097 and encodes 698 amino acids. The transcript has 2 exons. NCBI's taxonomy places the organism in Eukaryota, Fungi, Ascomycota, Eurotiomycetes, Eurotiales, Aspergillaceae. Gene Ontology annotation, biological process: long-chain fatty-acyl-CoA metabolic process; long-chain fatty acid metabolic process. Gene Ontology annotation, cellular component: plasma membrane; endoplasmic reticulum; lipid droplet. The record is from RefSeq and is a predicted model, not a curated record. Gene Ontology annotation, molecular function: long-chain fatty acid-CoA ligase activity.